AGAGCGGGGUCCCUCUCCCCUUCCCUCUCCCCCCACACUGUUGCUUCCUGGUUUUUGACUCCCACUGGGAUGACUGUGUCUUCUCUCUCCCACAGCUCCAGGCUGGCAGGGAUGGCCUGAGUCAUUGCCGCCCCUGGUGCCCAGCCUCUCCUUGCGUCACCUGUGUGCAGACAAGAACCCCAACCAGAGACAGAUGUUGCUGUGCCUGUCACCCGAUGCCAGUCAUCGGGUUUCUCUCCCUCCCUUUGUGAGGGCCAGCCCAGCUGGGAGCGGGAUGCAGCCUCCUCGGGCCUCACCGCCACUUCCUGGGAGACUGGCAAGCGGCAGAGCCUCCCCUCUGCGGAAGGUCCCACCCACUGACUGCCGCCCCUGUCAGGGUCCCUUCCCAGAGCUUACACCUUGCCCCACCCAGAGUCUGGGCCCCCGCCGUCUGCCUGUUCUCCUGAUCCCUUCCUUCUCAGGCCAGAGUAGUGUGACAAGCCAUGCUCCAGUGUCAGACCGGCGCGGGUCUGGCCAUGUGUUCCAGUCCCGCCUCUCCUGGCUCCGGGACCUCACACAGACUUGCCCUCUCUGAGCUGAGCUGGCCUCCCCUUAGAAAAUGGAGUCGUGACUCUGCCAGCUUUGGGUCUCCGAGCUGGCUGAGAGAACCUGUGCCUGGAAAAUCCUCAGCAUCGUGCCUCCUGCAGACCCAGUGUUUCUCAUCUUCCUCACUGGCACGGGGAAGAGCAGACUGGAGCAGCGGCUCUGAUGACUGCCAUCUCCAGGGUGGUGACGCACGGACACACGUGCAGAAACCGUCACAUGAUGUGGAAGCACCUGCCAUCCCUGUUGACGAGUCUCAGGCCCAGAAUGUGACCGUGGAUGAGGUCAUCAGUGCCUACAAGCAAGCCUGCCAGAAGCUGAACUGCAGACAGAUCCCCAAGCUCCUCCGGCAGCUCCAGGAGUUCACAGACCUCGGACACCGCAUCGAUUGUCUGGACCUGAAAGGUGAGAAGCUCGACUACAAGACCUGCGAGGCCCUGGAAGAGGUCUUCAAGAGGCUGCAGUUCAGGGUCGUGGAUCUGGAGCAGACGAACCUGGAUGAGGAUGGUGCUUCGGCCCUCUUUGACAUGAUUGAGUACUACGAGUCGGCCACCCACCUCAACAUCUCCUUCAACAAGCACAUUGGCACCCGGGGCUGGCAGGCCGCUGCCCACAUGAUGCGCAAGCAGACGAGCUGCCUGCAGUACUUGGACGCCCGAAACACGCCCCUGCUGGACCACUCCGCGCCCUUUGUGGCCCGCGCCCUGCGUAUCCGCAGCAGCUUGGCGGUGCUGCAUCUGGAGAACGCCAGCCUGUCGGGGCGGCCCCUCAUGCUGCUUGCCACGGCACUGAAGAUGAACGUCAAUCUUCGGGAGCUCUACUUGGCCGAUAACAAGCUCAACGGCCUGCAGGACUCGGCCCAGCUGGGCAACCUGCUCAAGUUCAACUCCUCCCUGCAGAUCCUGGAUCUCCGGAACAACCAUGUGCUGGACUCAGGUCUGGCCUACAUCUGCGAGGGCCUCAAGGAGCAGAAGAAGGGGCUAGAGACCCUGGUGCUGUGGAACAACCAGCUGACGCACACUGGCAUGGCCUUCCUGGGCGUGACGCUGCCUCACACACACAGCCUGGAGACGCUGAACCUGGGCCACAACCCCAUCGGGAACGAGGGCGUGCGGAACCUCAAGAACGGCCUCAUCAGCAACCGCAGCGUGCUGCGCCUUGGCCUGACCUCCACCAAGCUCACGUGCGAGGGCGCGGUGGCCGUGGCAGAGUUCAUCGCCGAGAGCCCCCGCCUCCUGAGACUGGACCUUCGGGAGAACGAGAUCAAGACGGGCGGGCUCAUGGCACUGUCCUUGGCCCUCAAGGUGAACCACUCACUGCUGCGCCUCGACCUUGACCGUGAGCCCAAGAAGGAGGCGGUGAAGAGCUUCAUCGAGACGCAGAAGGCGCUGCUCGCAGAGAUCCAGAACGGCUGCAAGCAGAACUUCAUGCUGGCGCGCGAGCAGGAGGAGAAGGAGCAGCGGCUGCAGCUCUCCGCCUCCAUGCCUGAGAUCACCGUCACCGAGCCCCAGCCCGACGAGGAGCCCGGGGACGAGCCCGCCACCAGGGCCCAGGAGAACGGGGCCACGGGCCCUGGUGCCAGGCCGGACUCAGACUCAGACUCAGACUCCGAGGAGGAGGAUGGGGAGGAAGAAGAUGAGGAGAGGGCUGAGGCCCCCUGCCCCGCCCUGGUGCCCCCCUCGGACUCCCUGGGCUCUGGGGACAGGAGCCCCCCAGGCAGCCCCUCCUCCCCCACCGAGCAGCGUAUUUCUGUGUCCAGCCCAGGCCGGGGCCACAAAGUGUUUGUGGUGACUCGGGUGGAGAGCCCUCCCGAGAGGGCAGAGCCCCCGGUUCCCCCCGUCCCUCUUCCCCCCCCUGCUCCUGCUUGUCCUCCCUCCCCACCUGCUUUAUCCUCCCUGCCCGCCUCACCCGCCCUGCCACGGGCUGAGGCCGUCGGCGCUCAGGACCCAGGGGUGUUGGCGCCUCAGUCACAGCUGGAGCUGCCUCAGUCAGGGCCACCGCUGCCCAACGGCCUGAAGCCUGAGUUUGCCCUCGCACUGCCCCCAGAGCCACCCCCGGGACCUGAGGCCAAGGCGGGCAGCUGUGGCCUGGAACAUGAACUGAGCUGCUCCAAGAACGAGAAGGAGCUCGAGGAGCUGCUUCUGGAAGCCAGUCAGGAAUCUGGGCAGGAGACACUGUGACACUUUAGUUCCUUUUUUCCGGUCAGUCUUCGAUGAGCUGAGGCCAGAGCCAUGAGAAUCUGCUCACCCUCACCCCCAGCCCCAGCCUUCCUGAGGCCUGGGCCACCAGGGGUGUGGGGGGCCUUCCUGGGGACCCCUGCCCCCCACAGCAACACUACACAGAGCGCAGGAGCCGCAGGGAUUGGCCUCCCUGCCCUGUCUUAAGCAGUAUCUCUGUGUCCAGCACUCGAAGGCUCUGGGCUGGGGGGAUGGGAGGAGCGCUCUCUCCGAGGACAUCAGCCACAAGGCUGGACGCCUUUUCCAGAUGGCCUGUUUGGCCAGGCUUGCCCCGUGGAGGGCAGGAGUCCUGGGUGGUGGUGGGAUGGCCCCCGGUGUCCCUGGGUGCAGCGCCAGGCAGGAGGCAUGACAAGGGAGGGGCGGUGAACGGUGGUGGUGGAAAUUGGUAGAGCAGCCCCAGGCAGGGUGAGGGCCAGGGCUGGGGGUGGGGUGGGGGGGAGCUGGGAGCAGAGGAUCAGAGCUUUCUUUCUCUUAAGUGCAAUAAAUCUAUCAGGGAGCUGGGGUGGGGAGCAGCCAGGGUUCUAGAGACCCUGCUGUCCAGGCCCCUUGAAGCUGCGCCCUGAGAGGCACUACAACCCGUGGCGGGGGUGGGUGGUGUAGGGGGGGGGUACAGGUGGGGGGGUGGGGGAGGGGCUACUCCUGUU
Lutra lutra (Eurasian river otter) is the source of this 3463-nucleotide messenger RNA. It is a transcript of the gene PPP1R37, whose product is annotated as protein phosphatase 1 regulatory subunit 37. The transcript has 14 exons. NCBI's taxonomy places the organism in Eukaryota, Metazoa, Chordata, Mammalia, Carnivora, Mustelidae. Gene Ontology annotation, molecular function: protein binding. The coding region runs from base 483 to 2762 and encodes 759 amino acids. The record is from RefSeq and is a predicted model, not a curated record.